Molecule: messenger RNA, 366 nt
Organism: Sphaeroforma arctica JP610
Lineage: Eukaryota; Ichthyosporea; Ichthyophonida
Exons: 2
Coding region: 1-366 (121 amino acids)
Source: RefSeq, a predicted model, not a curated record
AUGUUGAAAUCUUCCAGCAACCCCAGUUACCAAAAGGUCGGGCCCUGUGGUCCCGCCCUAAAUGUUUGUCCAGGGUACUUUGUCCACAGAGAUGCGUCUCAGACAUCUUCAUCUCAUUCGGUAGCCCAAUCGGCGACUUCGUCCUCUCAGUCCUCGUCCACCACUGUGAAACAAUCCGAGGCCAAAAAGGAAGAAUACACCACUUUUCACAAGUGUGGCAAGCAAGGCCAACACACGCGUGACUGCAAGGCGACACCCAAGACAGUCACAGAUGCAGCAGCUACUUCUUCUAAGAAAGUAGAAUCUAGGUUCUGGAAUGGGCCGAUGGUUCAAGGCGACAUUCAGGAUCGUGAGAUUUUAGCAUAA